Molecule: messenger RNA, 3623 nt
Organism: Syzygium oleosum
Lineage: Eukaryota; Viridiplantae; Streptophyta; Magnoliopsida; Myrtales; Myrtaceae
Product: putative inactive cadmium/zinc-transporting ATPase HMA3
Exons: 10
Coding region: 360-3512 (1050 amino acids)
Biological process (GO): monoatomic cation transport
Cellular component (GO): membrane
Molecular function (GO): ATP binding; zinc ion transmembrane transporter activity; metal ion binding
Source: RefSeq, a predicted model, not a curated record
UGUAUUCCAUUCUGCUGCUUAACCAAUGGAUUCGCCCAACACUCACGUCCCAUCCCAGAUCAUGCUCCCACAAAACCCAGAAAAGAAAUUUAUGUUUCAUUCUUUUCCUGAUUGUGUUUUACUUUUUUUUCCUGCAUUUUCUCUUUGCUCCUACACAUGCCCCCUUCAAUCCCACGUCAUAAAACCCCAUCAUAUGCCUAUUUAAGCCUCAACGUCCUCUCCUUCUCCUUCAUUUCAAAAUCCCGUCUUCAUUUAUUUGAAGAAGAAGAGGAAUAGAUCAAAGAGCUCCGUUUGCAUCAAAUUCAGCUUAGAGAUAGAGCGAGGUCGGAGAGCACCACUGUUUCUGAAAAGAAAGAAGGAUGGGCGAGGCUGGAGAGGAGUCGAAGAAGCUGCAAAAGAGCUAUUUCGACGUGGUGGGGUUGUGUUGCUCGUCGGAGAUUCCACUGGUCGAAAACGUUCUCGGACAAUUCGACGGUGUCAAGGACGUUUCGGUUAUCGUGGCUUCAAGAACCGUCAUUGUCGUCCACGACCACCUCCUCGUUUCUCAGACACAAAUCGUGAACGCACUAAAUCAAGCAAGGUUGGAAGCAAAUGUGAAGGUCUAUGGGGAGAUAAACCAUCACAAGAAAUGGCCAAGUCCUUACGCGAUCGCUUCUGGAAUAUUACUUCUGUUAUCUUUCUUCAAAUUCGUCUACCAUCCCUUCCAAUGGCUGGCCCUUGGUGCCGUCGCCGCCGGCAUAUUCCCGGUGAUUUUGAAAGGCUUCGCGGCUCUGCGCAAUUCCCGGAUCGACAUCAACAUCCUUGUUUUGGUCGCAGUGAUUGGGACGAUUGCGAUGCGAGAUUAUUUGGAGGCUGGCACCAUUGUGUUCUUGUUCACCAGUGCUGAAUGGCUCGAGUCCAGGGCAAGCCACAAGGCAAAUGCUGAAAUGUCAGCUUUGAUGAGCAUAGCUCCCCGAACAGCAGAGAUAGCCGAAACAGGAGACGUUGUGAAUGUUGAUGAAAUCAAACUCAACACCGUUGUAGCCGUGAAGGCUGGUGAGGUCAUACCCAUAGAUGGUGUUGUUGUGGACGGCAAAUCUGAAGUGGAUGAGAGAACUUUGACAGGAGAGUCAUUCCCUGUUUCCAAGCAUAAAGACUCUUCUGUUUGGGCUGGAACAAUCAACUUGAAUGGUUACAUCAGCGUGAAAACAACUGCUCUUGCUGAAGACUGUGUAGUGGCCAAAAUGGCAAAGCUUGUUGAGGAGGCUCAGAACAAGAAAUCAAGAACACAGAGAUUCAUUGACAGAUGUGCACAGUUUUACACGCCAGCGGUAUUAGUUAUAUCCAUUGGUUUCGCCGUGAUUCCUGUGGCAUUACAAGUCCAUAACCGAGACCACUGGUUUCAUCUGGCAUUGGUGGUAUUAGUUAGUGCAUGCCCCUGUGCACUAGUCCUCUCCACUCCUGUUGCCACUUUCUGUGCCCUCACAAAGGCAGCGAAAUCCGGUCUUUUGAUCAAAGGGGGUGACUAUCUUGAAAUCCUUGCUAAAAUCAGGAACCUGGCUUUCGACAAAACUGGCACAAUCACGAGAGGUGAAUUCAUGGUGGAGGACUUCGGGCCCCUCGAUGAACGCAUAAGCAUCAAAACUUUGCUUUAUUGGGUAUCAAGCAUUGAGAGCAAGUCAAGCCAUCCAAUGGCUGCUCCUCUGGUAGGGUAUGGGAGGUCAUUUUCCAUAGAGCCGAAGCCCGAAGAUGUGGACAAUUUUCAAAAUUUUCCUGGUGAAGGAGUUUAUGGCAAGAUUGAUGGGAACGAUAUAUUCAUAGGGAACAGGAAGAUUGCCCUAAGAGCUGGUUGCAAAACAGUUCCAAGCAUAGAAGGCCUUACUGGGGAAGGAAAAACUAUGGGGUACGUGUUCUGCGGGGCAGAACCUGUCGGGAUUUUCGCUCUCUCUGAUGCAUGCCGAACCGGAGCUCGGGAAGCUAUAAAGGCGCUCAAGUCAUUGAAGAUUAAAACAGCAAUGCUUACAGGAGAUAGCCAGGCCUCGGCAAUGCAUGCACAGAAUCAGCUAGGUCAUGCUCUGGAUGUAGUCCACGCAGAACUUCUACCCGAAGAUAAAGCAAAAAUCAUCAAACAGCUCAAGGAGGAUGCGCCAACAGCAAUGGUAGGGGAUGGCAUAAAUGACGCCCCUGCAUUGGCUACUGCCGAUAUCGGUAUUUCAAUGGGUGUUUCCGGUUCCGCUCUUGCAACGGAGACGGGGCAUGUGAUUCUCAUGUCCAAUGAUAUCAGAAAAAUACCAAAGGCGAUCAUGCUUGCCAGGAGAGCGCACAGGAAGGUGGUUGAGAAUGUAAUUCUGUCGAUAACCACUAAGGUUGCCAUCCUCGCAUUGGCCUUUGCAGGCCACCCGCUUGUUUGGGCAGCAGUUCUCACCGACACUGGGACAUGCCUGGUGGUGAUCCUAAACAGCAUGCUCUUGUUAAGACAAAGCCAUGAGCACCGGAAAAAGUGUUGUAAAUCUUCUGCAGUGCGAGAAAGAGAAGGACGCAAUGUCCACAAGACGAACACAUCCCAUAGCCACCAUAACUGUUGCUCUUCUAAAGUGGAGACGAAAGUUUAUGAGACUGAACAUGGUUGUGGCAAAGUCUGCGCUUCAAAAUGCCAAUCGAGUCUUUCUAAUUCAGGCUUGUGUGGUAAGGGUGUGGCUAAGAAGCAUUGCAACAACGGGGACAACUGCAGAGGUUCAGCUGCAACACAUCAUCAAGAUCAUGGAAGCAAUACCGGCAAUAACAACAUGUCCCAUGGACAUCACCAUUGCAGCUAUGAAAGCAAACCGUGUGCUUCGCAGCAGAGGUGUGCCGUUAACUGUCAUUCUACCAAUUCAAGUGUUAGUUUGUGUGCAAAUAGAGAGCUUUCCAACUCAACGAACAGACAAGUUCCUGAAGUACGUAACGAUGCACAUGCCGAGCAGUGUGGCCAGAUGUGCAAUGAUCAUAACCAUGGCCGCUCUAAUUCGAUUUCUUCAACUGCUUGCUCUGAUAACAAGUGCACAAAUGAGAUUCAGAAGCAAGGAACUUGUGCAUUUGACGAUCACAAAGACCAGCAUACAGUGGAACACUGUGAUCAUGGAAGCUGUGAGAUGAUUACAGGAAGCGAAUCGCAUGUUAUCACGGUUAAUUGCGAUUCUUCGCAAGAGAAGAUUAAAGAGUGCCAUGGGAUGCAUUGUAGUGGCGAAAAUCAUGACAUCAAGGAAGGCCUAGGCAACCCUAGUGAAGGUAGAUCACACACUCAUGCUUCUUCAGAUAUUCAUCAUCAUCAUCCAAAGAGUGGCUCGAAUUGCUGUCGGCCCCUUUGGCCCGUGAUCGACAUUGAGACAGGGAAAGAUCACGUGGACUCGGGGUCAAUACACACAUGCACUAAUUUGGCAAAGAAAGAGAUUGGUGGGUGUUGUAAGAGCUACAUGAAGGAAUGUUGCGGUAAGCACAGGCAUUUAGGACCUGCACUCGGAGGCUGCUUGUCCGAGAUCGUCGCUGACUACUAGCAGAUCCAAUGUAACACAAAAUUUCUAGUACGCUGAAAGAUUUGCAUGCUCCAAUCUUAACAUUAGACAAAGUUUCUGAUUUCUGGGAAAUGAAAAUUGCACAAUUCACCA